GAAGCUGGCUAAGUUGUGCACUUUAGGAACAGAGAGAAAACAACAGGACUUGGGGACAAUAAAAGAAGAUGUCCAAAAGUCCCUGAUUUUGCAGAACUCUAAAGUCAGGCUUGAAGAGGUGGCAUCCUUUGGUUAGGAGCCAUUACCCUGAUGGGCACAGGUCCUCAAUGCAGAGUUAAAAAAUCCUAAUGUUGACUACCUUGAAUGUAAGCUUUGAAUUGGAUUCUACUGGAUCUACUGGUCACUGAAGUUGUGGAUGAUGCUGUACAUAUCAUUGGAGACAAGCUUCUCAUACGUGGCCUCACUCCAUGUGUUCAUUCACUGAUGUCCAGCUUUACCAUCUUACCCAGUGAAGUCCCCAAGGCUUGCAGCAGGGUUCAAAGACAGAAGGAGCUGACUUCUGAACGCACCAGGCAGAAUGAAAGACCGGCUAAACGAGCUGCAUGAAUUAGCCAGGUUACACAACCAACAGUUUACUGAAAGUGAGGAUGAUGAAAAUUCACCCCACGAUGUUCUGCUUUAUGAGACUGAUUAUGCCUUGGAAAUUCUCCAUAACGACAUAGAGAACAUCCGGACAGAAAAUGACUAUCUAAAAGAGGAUGUGAAGAGGCUCAGAAAGCAAAACAACCGCUUUCUUACUUCCAUGCGCCGUUUUAGUAGCAUCAAACGAGAUACUAAUUGUAUUGCCAGAGACAUUAAGGCCCGUGGAGAAAGCAUCCACAGGAAACUUCACAUAAUGAGAGAUUUCUGUGAAGAUGCAGUAACAAAAUAUGGGGCUAUGUCUGUUAUUGCCAGGGUAGCAAAGAACCACUAUGUUGACCUCAUGCACUCAUUUCAGGGAGCCAUGUUUGAAUACAAUGCAGCAGAGAUGAACCAACGAGAAAACUGCAAGAUUCGAAUUCAGCGGCAGCUAGAGAUAAUGGGCAAAGAUGUUUCUGGCACCCAGAUUGAGGAGAUGAUUGAGCAAGGCAAGUGGGAUGUCUUCUCUGAGAAUCUCUUGUCAGAAGUUAAGGGGGCUCGCUCAGCAUUGAAUGAGAUAGAGACACGUCAUAAGGAGCUUGUGAAGUUAGAAGGUCGCAUCAAGGAAGUUCAUGAGCUCUUUCUGCAGGUGGCCCUACUAGUGGAGGAACAGGCAGACACGUUUGAUGUCAUUGAGAUAAACAUGCAAAAUGUUGAGGACUAUGUAGGAGAAGCUAAAGAGCAAGUGAAAAAAGCUUUGGAAUACAGAAGAAAACACCCCCUCAGAACAAUUCUCUGCUGCUGCUUAUCCUGUUGCAGAAGAUGACUGUCCCACUGAAGCUAUCACAAAAUCAGGCAUUCAUUCCAGUGACUUUUUUCUAAUGGCAACCCCUAGAAAUGGGGGACUAUUUUGCAGUUGAAUUUGUUCAUUUUUUCCCUAAAUGCACUGAAGGCUGUUCUAUCUGAGGCCUCCUAGAAAUGUUGAUAGAAGUAUUUUUAAUCUGUUUUUAAUUGAAAUGUACUCUGUUGCUGUAACUAGAGGUGCAAGAAGAUCUCUGCAGUGAUACCUGUUUCAGAUAGGCAGCAAAGAGGAAUGAAUGACAGGCUGAUAACUCAGCCUAGAGAAGAUCAAGAAGUAACUUUAUUAUUAUUUGUCUAAGUGACUCUGCAGGUGGUGCAGCCUUACCGCCUGGGGAGACACAAUACACCACAGAAUCAGGUUUCAAUUUUAACUAGUCUGGAGCCUGCUCAAUGCAAAUACUUGAACAGAUUUUCACUCUGUUCAUUUGAGAAAAUACCAAGCCCAGUAGCAGAAGCAGGACACAGAACUAGAUUCUAUUUCAACUUGAUUUCCACCUGAAUCUUAACAAAUGUAACUGCACCUUAAAUGACAGUAUGCACGUUUUGCUCUGUUUGUGUACAAGUGAUCGCUUUUCUCGAUUUUGAGUAUCCAUAACUUCAUCCAGCAUUGCAACACUGAGGCAUCUCACUGACUUUUAACUUGAGCCACUGUCUGUACUCUCAAUUUCAAAACUGCCAUGCUUUUAUGCUUCUAAUACAUUCUUCUGCCAAUGAACACUUCAGCCAGAAGAGAGGCAUGCAGUGGCCUUCUGCAGCAGCACACACAAGAAGACAACUGUGGGGGAAUCGAGAAAGCAUUUUAGGGUUUCAUGUGCUGGCACAUACACACGAACUAUUUUAGUGGAAGGAUUAUCCUGUCAAUAGACUUAUAUUUUUUUUAAUAAGAAUUAACAUGGAUUUUUUUUUACAUCUAUUUUUAAUAAUAUGAAGGAUUAUAUUUAUUAACAUGCAAUUUUACCGUACAAAACCAAUGAUUUUUCUCCCACUAUUAGGAAAUCUCCACCUGGGAAGAAAGUAGACAUAUUUCUUCCAAACACCCAAAGAAGACAGAAAACAACAUUUUAAUGUCAUUUCAGUGCUCUUUUAAAACUUGAAAGUAAUUUUUCGUUUUGUGUAAAGGGAGUCUGGCCAAACUAGAUUUAGAAUAUGAGGAGGUAAUAGAAAAAUUGCCGCCCUGGAAACCACUGAAAGUCAUCAGUGAAACAUGUAUUCAUGAGGUCUGGUGAGUGAUUAUAGCUCCUGCUUUCUGGAGGUUUUCCACGUAUUAUAUUUCUAGGUGGCUUCCUGAUACACUGUGAUCUAUUGCUGUCCUUUGAACUAAUGCAGGACAUUCUUUUUCAGAAGUUACUGUUUUUUUUUUUUAAACUGCUGAUCCUAUUUGUACCUAUUUUAAUAAAUAUACUUAAACAUUUCAAAUAUUUUGUAUUUGGGAGUUUUCCUCAGGAGAUGUGCAUAGCCACCUCCCUGCACCAAUCAAACUUUUUUCUUCUGAUCUUUUGAACACUAAUUUUAUAUGUGAAAAAACACCCACACAUUUUGUACUGUUUAUAUUGGUACAACAAAAUAAAUUCAGCUUCCAUGCUUUCAUAUCCUAGUGGGAAAUGCUUCUUAGCCAGAUGGGCUUUUUUACAGAAAUAAAGAGCUCUUCUCAGGCACUGAAAGUCUCUUUUGCUGAAGCACCUGUUUUUGAUAACAUGGAAGAGUAAGGAAUGCCAGUCUUCUAAACUAGAAGAUAUUUUGAUAAUCAGUGAUGUCCUGCUUAUAUCAGUAUUAUGCUUGCCUGAGGACCUCUCCAACAACCCCAUGUUCAAACUUGAAGUGGGAGAAAGGAGGGUGUUAAGCUGGCACCAUUGCCAAUAGCUUUGGUGCUACUCAAGAAGACAAAGUAAUUUAUGCCGUAGGUAUUGCCAUUCAAUGGAAGUCAAUGGUACUGUGCAUCUGUAGAGAAAUACCCUAAACCUCUGAGGGUCAGCAUAUGGGCAUGAAUCAAUAAGGAAUGAAAUAUGUAUUUCAUUUUGUCUACACAUUCUUAGCACUCAGAAAUGCUUUUGAUAGAAACAUGUACAUAUGUUUUUUGUUGGUUUCUUUUUUACACAUCUGUAUGUCUACACACGUAAUAAAAGAUUUCAUAAGAAAAUC
Molecule: messenger RNA, 3459 nt
Organism: Melopsittacus undulatus (budgerigar)
Lineage: Eukaryota; Metazoa; Chordata; Aves; Psittaciformes; Psittaculidae
Gene: STX11
Product: syntaxin 11
Exons: 3
Coding region: 419-1285 (288 amino acids)
Biological process (GO): intracellular protein transport; synaptic vesicle fusion to presynaptic active zone membrane; exocytosis
Cellular component (GO): presynaptic active zone membrane; endomembrane system; SNARE complex
Molecular function (GO): SNAP receptor activity; SNARE binding
Source: RefSeq, a predicted model, not a curated record